GUUAUUAUAUGGGAAUAACACACAUGCAGAAAAACGAUUUUACAUAAAAAGUAGAUGAAGGAAAAAUGGAACCAGGAUAGUUAAAAACAGACUAAGAUUAUAGCAGAAAUGCCUCAAAUACGGACCUUCUGUCGUAUCAAGCCAACAGGGGACUACUAUCCAGAGUUUGAAGUGUCACAUGACACCCUCAGUUUACGAGUGCCAGAGCUGUUGAGGGACUACAACAAUCCAAAGGCUAACAAUAGAACUACGGUACACCAUGAGUUCCACUUUAACUACAUAUUUAAGAAUGUGGCUACACAGGAGGAAGUGUUUGAUGUUGCUGCUAAAGAUAUUGUAGCAGGAUUUUUGGAUGGUUUCAAUGGUACAAUCUUUGCUUAUGGUCAGACUGGUACUGGGAAAACAUUUACUGUUGAAGGUUAUGGUAAACAGUAUGAAAUGAGGGGCCUAGAACCCAGAUCUCUAUCCAUGAUAUAUAAAGCAUUGGAGAAACGUACAGAUGAAGAAAUUGAUGUGCACAUAUCUUAUAUGGAGAUAUAUCAAGAAGUGGGCUAUGAUCUACUGAACCCAAACUACAAACAACAGAAUCCAAACACACCAUUUCCUAGGGUCCAUGUGUUAGAAGGCACAGGUGGAGUGUGGGUUGUCAGAAACCUGUCAGUUCAUAAAGCUCCUACUGAAGAGAUUGCCCAACAACUAUUACAACAAGGCCAGCUUCAUCGUAAAGUAGCUGCUACCAGUGUACAUGAUAGAUCAUCACGGUCACAUGCUGUGUUUACUAUACAAAUGACAUCAAAGAAACCAGGCUCAGAUACUCUACUAAGAUCUAAACUUCAUCUGGUAGAUUUGGCUGGUUCAGAGAGAGUAUCUAAAACUGGAGUGCAAGGUCAUCAAUUGAAUGAAGCUAAAUGUAUCAACCUCUCUCUUCAUUACCUAGAGACUGUUAUAAUAGCACUACAGGGGGAAAGUGCUCCGCCCAGUAGACAAAGACCUGGUAGUGGAGGAGUCAAAAAAUCUAGAUACAAUUUACCAAACCGACCAGCUACAGCAGAGGGAACAAGAGUUGGAAAUAUCAGUAAACAUGUCCCAUACAGAAACUCUCUUCUUACUAUGGUCCUUAGGGACAGUUUGGGUGGAAAUUGUAUGACAUCUAUGAUAGCUACCAUUUCAUUAGAAUAUAAUAAUCUUGGUGAAUCCAUCUCUACCUGUCGUUUUGCUGGUCGUGUUGCUUGUAUAGCUAAUAGUGUAUCUGGCAGAAUAUGGAGAAAUGAACAGUUAGAUGAAAAAUCUUUGAUCAAAAAGUUGAAGAAAAAAGUAGCUGAAUUAGAAACAGAAUUAUCAUGUCUCAGACUUGCCAAGGAGGUUGGUAAUGCAGCUUUAGAUGGUAUGAAUACAAAAUUAACAGACGAGGAUAAAAUCAUGUGUGCUGAAAUCAUUCAAGGUUAUCUAGGAGGAAAAGUACCUGACCCCAUCACUGCAGGAAUAACAAAUCCUCAGAAGUUCAGAGAAUGUAUGAAGUUACUUAGAGGUAUGAUAAGAGAAGGACAAGACUUAAAUCAAGAAUUUUCUAACAAUAACAAAAGUAUCGAAUAUCACAAAAAUGAUCAAAAUUGGAGAUCAACUGACAAUCAUUUAAACAAGAAGAAUAUUCGUUCCAUUACUCAUAACCAAUCACAGACCAGGAGGAGAGCCUUUGAAGAGAAGAAAGUUCUGACAUCAAAUGAAGAUCCAGAAGUGGAUGUGUUGAGAGUUCAUCCUGAUACACGUAUACAGCAAAAUCAAGCCCGAAAAGAAGUAGAGAUCCCUAUAACAAAUGCUUGGACUGCUGACACCAGGGAAGCAGCCCAAAAACCUGUCCGGAGGAAACCACGUCAGCCUGUCAGGGAAUCUACACUAUCAGAUGAGGAAAAUAGAGAAGAAAACAAACCACAAGAUCCAGUCAGUCGUUUGACAUCACUACUGGAGGCCCAUAAAAGGAGGAGUAGGAAAUAUCAAACACCAUUUGAAAAGAAACGAGUGAAGGAGAUAAAAACAUUAAAUUCUAAAGUUCAUCAGAUGCAACAGGAGAAAUUAGAGAAAGAAGAAGAAAUCAUUGAAAUGAAAUUAAAUCUGGCCACUCAGGAAUUAGAUAUGAUGGAACAGGAGAUUAAAACAAACUUAGAUGUAACAAAAGAUCAAGUAACAGAUCAGCAUGCCUAUGUACAACAACUUAGAUCCACUGAGGCAGAUCCUAAUCUGGUGGAACAAGAAAAACUGGUGGAAAAACAACUCAGGAAACGACAGGCAAAGUUUGAUAAAAAGUUGGAAUUUAUAGAUGAGAAACGCCAACAGUUAAAUGAACAGUCAGAACAUAUUAUGGCUGAGAUUGGUAGUGCUAAACCAACUAUUGUGGAUAAGUUUGGAAAGUUCCGUAAACAUGAUGGAACGUUAAAUACCAGACAGGUCUACGAUUUGUUGAGAAACGAGGAGAAGAAACAUGAAAGGGCUCAGACAGAUCUAGAUAGAGAAAAAUACAUGGUACUAAGUCGACAGUUAGAGAUGAAAGAAGAAGCCACAAGACAAAAAUUACAAGAAUUUAAAGAAAUGUUACGCAUGUCUAAAUCUGCAGGAUACCCAGAUGGACUUGUAUUACAUAAUGGUGAUCGUAACAUGAAUACAGCUCCUGCUAAAGGCAUGUUCAUGCAUCGAGAACCGUCUCGGCAUGCAUCACGACAUGCAUCAAAACCAGUUCAAAUUGUAGAACAGGAGGAGGAGAAUUAUCCGAGGUCUGCACAGACCAGGGCAUCAGAUGACACUUUUGUAACAGCUAAAAGUGACUUUGAUAGGGACGAGGAUGAUCAAGAAGAAUAUCCUAAAUCUGCUGUUACUCGAGUUUCUGGUGCUACAUUUUUCACAGCCAAAUCAAAUUUUGAUCGUCCUCCUUCAAGAGCCAGUCUGAGAUCAUUUCAAAGCAGCAUUCCAGAUUCAGAUUUUUAUGCCAAAAGAAAACAAGAAAAGGAUCCAACUGUAAGAUGGGAAUCAGCAUUUUCACGGCCACCUUCAUCUGCAGCGAGCAGACAGGCUUCUGUAGCUGAUUUUCACAGUGAGUUAAAAAGAAAUGCUGAAAAAGAGGUUCAGUUUUUAUCUCCAGAAUAUAUGACUGAUGAUUACAAGUCUUCUUCUAGAAAAUCUGAACGAAGACGUGAAAUUAGCAGUGAUCGGGAAAAUGGUUUUGAGUCUGAACCAGAAGAAACAAUGUUGCCAAGUAAUUAUGUGUAUGGAAUGAGUAGAGGAGAUAAAUUUGAUGCCAGAAAAAUGGGCCUUGCCUCAAAUACCUUUGAUUCUGCUUUAGCAUCAAUGUUGGACAAAAGUGAAUCUAACGUUUAUUAUGAUCAUGAGGAUUAUAAUGAUUAUGCUAGGAAUACCAAUCCUAGCUUUUUUGGUGAAGCCCCAAGUCGUAAAAGUCGUGGUACAUCUCGACAGAGAUCAGAUCAGAUACAGGCAGCUUAUGGUGUUAGACAGGGUAGGAGUAGAGACCGGCAGAGUUCUAGAGAUUCCUGGUUAAGACAGAGUAGUCAUAGUCGGGAGAGAAAGAGCACAAGUCGUGACCGUAAGACAAAGAGCCGAGACAGAUGGAGGGAUAAGUCAAUGGAUAGUGAUUAUAGCGAUGCAGAACAGAAAAAGCCAAAACCAAAAACUCCAAAUAUUAAGUACAGAAACUGGGGACCUAUGGCUAGAGAGACGUCCAUUUUAGACAGAUUGGCUUCUACAUCUAUUAAAACUCCAGAAAAGAAGACAAGAACACCAUCAAAGUCUAAGGAAGAUAAAAGUUUUGAUGAUAUGGUAGUUGGUCAUAACAUGAAAAUGGAGUAUGUUCCUAAGAAAGCGAAUCACUAUACUCAGUCCAGCAAACCUCAGUCUACACCAGUAGAACCUGCUAACGAUGUGGAGAAUGCCUUCCAAUCCAAAGUACAAUCUCAUAAAGAACGGGUCGCCAAAAUCAGGAAAGCCAGGAGAUCGGCAGAACUUAUACAACGAGCAUGGAGAAACUAUAUCAAAAAAAAAAACAAAAAGAGGCGUUAUUAAAAUCAAAUCAGACUGUAAAAUAAGGGUACUAUAGAUAAAUUUGUGAUAUUAUUUUUAGUUUUAGGGCCAAAUUUGCAUUUUUUUAGGACAUGUUAAGAAUUUGUAUUGUUGAAAAUUCUGAAAUGUGAUUAGUUAUGCAUUUGAUAUUUUUAGAAUUUCCUAUAUUGAUAGAAGGCUAGUCAGAAUGUUUUGUUAAAUAGUCUGUGAUAUCACUUGUUUAUUCAUUCCACCAAAAACGUGCUAUCUUUAAGUAUCUUAUUUCUAAACCCUUAAUUGACUUCAGGGAAAAUUCACAGGCACUUGGGGAAUGGACAUCCCUUUUUCUAACUUUUAUUUUCUUGUGUUUACUUUAUUUUAGUAAAUAUUAUUGAAUAUUGUAAGGAUCUGAUUAGACAAAUUUCCUUUUUUUUCAUUCUUUACAUAACUGUUGAAAUAUAUUUCUGUUCACAAUUUUAAAUUAACACCCCUAUAUUUGGCAGAAUUUAUUUCAAAACUAGUGCAAUUUUUUUACUCUUUCACCAAUUUCCUGAUGUUAUAUAAAUAUACACAUAUCAUCAUUGACCAUUGAUUUUCUCCGUGCCUUAAUAUUUAUUUCUGGAUAUUACGAUAUCUUUCAUAUUCUGUUCCAUAUGAUUUUGUAAUGUUAAAUCAUAUUUCUAGUAAAUGCUAGAUAUUUUUUAAAGGAACACAAAAUUAAUUUUCUGUGUUGAGGUAAUGAAACUCAGUAUUGAAAAUUGUGACUUUGCUAUGCAAGUUUUGUGGAAAAACGUAUUUUGCUUAGUGUAGGAAUAUUCAAUUGAACCAUAAAUGGCUUUAAUACAAUCAGAUUUUUGUAAUGUAAAUGUAUGGUACCGGUAAUGAGUUUUAGACUGUAAUAGUUUUUACAAAUCCUAUUUAGGAGAGUAUUUCCAGUGUUUACUAGUGUUAAUGAAUAUCAUAGUUUUGAUUCCAAGAAGUAAAAUACAAAUACAUAUAUCUUUGAAAAAAAUAAAUACAAAUUAUUUUUGAUAGUUUUGUGAUGUAGAGAAAAAGUUACUGCUGGUAUCUGAUACCGGUGAUAAAGCAUUAAAAUCAAAGAGAAAGUUUUCUCUGAAGAGAACUGUCCAAGUUUUGAGUUUACACAAAUUUUCUGGAAAAAAAAGUAUUUUAUUUAUUUUUGAAUUUUCCGUCCAAAAUGAGUUUACCACCAAUAUUUAUUGUGAUAUUGAUUUAAAACAUUCCAUUUUUUUAUGACAGAUUUUUUAUAUUUAAAUUUUUUAGAAGUUGAUGUUUAGAUACAUUUAUAUUUAUCGCAUUUAUAUUUAUUGUAAAAACAGUUAUGAGAAUUGUCCUUGCCAUAUCUUAUGUACAGAUCAGAAUUUAGGUAACAUUUAAUGUUAUUUUUGUUUUGAUGUGCUAGUAAUACAAUUACCUCCAGAAUGCAUUUUUCUGUCUCAAACAUUUAAAAGAAGACUACUGUUUUCUCUUAUGUUGACCAUUGUCAAAGGAAAGGAUAAGGUUCCCGAAGGGUUAAAAUUGGCCCUAAAUUUAUAAAAAAAAAAAAUCAGGCUAAAAAUUUACCAAUUUCAUAAAGAAAUACUUGUGAUAAUCCUAGUAAGACUAAAAAAAACUUUUUUGCAACCUUCCUUUAAAAUUUUUGAACCCCAUUAAUGUACAUUAUUAGUAUUUUAGGUAAAUUUUGGUAUUGUUAUGCAUCAUUUAUGGGCAUUUUAUGUCCCAUUUAUGGGCAUUAUGUUUUCUGGUCUGUGCGUCCAUUCGUUUGUCCGUCUGUUCGUCUGUCCCGCUUCAGGUUAAAGAUUUUGGUUGAGGAAUUUUUUGAUGAAGUUAAAGUCCAAUCAACUUAAAACUUAGUACACAUAUUCCCUAUGAUAUGAUCUUUCUAAUAUGAGAUUUUCCCCCAUUUUUACAGUCCACUUCGGGAUUGUGAACUUUGUGGUGUUUUCUAAUAUAGUUGAUUUUUAGGUCAUUUUGGACCAUAAGUGAACCUUGUCCUUUAACUUAUUUGUUCAAUUUCUUAGAUGUAACAAUUUAAAUAAUGUAUUUAUUUUGAUUGAUAGUACCAUGCACUGUCGUUAUGAUUUCCCAAUGUUUUUAUUGUUACUACUACAAAAAUCAUCAAAAUACUUUUUGACUUUGUAAUUGUAUUUUCUUUGCAGCAGUAUAAAAAUUACUGACAAUGACUUUGUUAGUAUUACCGAUGUGAGUACAUCUUGUAACCAUGACAAAAUAUCAAUGAUGUUACUGGUUCUCGUAUUAAUGACUACCAGAUACGUAUAUCAGUGAUAUUAUAGUCAUGUGCCCAUGACAAUUUUAAUAUUGAUGAUGUCAGAGGUUUUGUGAUAAUUGACAAUAUUAUUAAUUUGUAUUAUUUAACAAAUUUGAUUCGUUUAGGCAUAGUCACAUGUUAAACUAUAUUUUCGAAGGUAGAGAGAAAACGGUGUAUAGCAAAAAGCAUAUUGACCUGCAAAAUGCAUAUCGCACGGUUAUUUUUAGAAUAUCUAAAAACCGAUAUACUUUGUGACGUCAUGUAAUGAAUUUCAGGAUAUUGUUUAACGUUUUGAAACACAUGAUAUCUGUGAUCAAUAAUUUGACUGAAAAAAUCUUCAAAAACAUAAAAUGUAAAAAAAAAAAGAAAUUAAAUAACAACUAAUAU
Mytilus trossulus (common blue mussel) is the source of this 6718-nucleotide messenger RNA. RefSeq names its product kinesin-like protein KIF6. The transcript has 20 exons. Gene Ontology annotation, biological process: microtubule-based movement. Gene Ontology annotation, molecular function: microtubule binding; ATP hydrolysis activity; ATP binding. Gene Ontology annotation, cellular component: microtubule; kinesin complex. Lineage: Eukaryota; Metazoa; Mollusca; Bivalvia; Mytilida; Mytilidae. The record is from RefSeq and is a predicted model, not a curated record. The coding region runs from base 109 to 4065 and encodes 1318 amino acids.